AUGGGAAAUUCAGUUGUUAAGCCUUCAAGAAGUCUUUUGGGAACAAUACAUAUAAAUUCAAUCGAAAAUUAGAUUGUGAUACUCAAUUCUGAAAACAUCGAUUCAGAUAAAUUGACCAUGUCUCCAACUGAAUACUUUACAAAUCAAUCGCAACGUUUUUCUUCAAACAACACAGGUGUAUAUACUCGAAGAAAUUAAAAAAGAAGACAUGGUAUAAUUGUGGCCAAAACCUCUUAAAUAGAUGAUGAAAUGGAAAUUCAAGAUGAAUAUUGA
This is a messenger RNA of Paramecium tetraurelia, 273 nucleotides long. RefSeq lists its product as uncharacterized. The record is from RefSeq and is a predicted model, not a curated record. The transcript has a single exon. Lineage: Eukaryota; Ciliophora; Oligohymenophorea; Peniculida; Parameciidae.